AUGUGCGACACCGGGCCGGUACCACCUUCGCCAUGCGUGCGGCCUCUGCUAUCGGCACUGCACCUGUGGCGAGUGACGCCGACAGAGGAAUCACUCCGCAAGAUCAUUCGGCCGUCGAAGGGGCAACUGCCGAUUGUCCUUAGAGCUACCCGUAUGGCCGGUCGAAAAGUGGUCCUGAGCGUGUGGGCCGUGUCAGACGGGGAAGCCAUGACUGUCAGCGUCUAUGAUCACAAGGCCGUUCAAAACCUGGAGAUCACCUUGCUGUGUGGCUGGUGGGCGGAGCUUGGGAUUACGGGUCUCAAGUCCAUGGCACCUGCGGGGCUCAGCGGGUUAGCAGCAUACUUGGUGCAAAGCAUCUCGCUUCAGAUCCCGCAGCCAGACCGCAAGGGACGGGUGGACAUGUCGAAGGCUUCGCUGCAGUUCAGCCCAGGCCCACCGCCGCCCCGGUUCGAGUUCGGUCCUUCCCAGUUCGACCGAAGAAACCCUUCCGAUGGCAGCGAAGCGGGCGACACCUUGAGGCCACCAGUGGGGGGCAGGACGGCGAGCCGCGUUGUGUGGAGGGGCAUCCGCACAUUGAGGCGGCGAGCCGUGCUGCUGGCAUGCGCUCGGAACAUCACCUUCCAUGAAGAUGAUUGGAAGACUUGGAAGGACGUGACCGAGCCAACAAAGGUGGCCACGGCUUCCUUCUUUGCAACGGCAAGAGAAGGUGAUGAGCAGCGGGAGCCACAACACAUCGCUUCGCAUGGCCCAGCACGAUCCAAAGAACAAGACCAACGCGACAAAGGCGACGACAUCCGACAAGGCUCUUCCACCGCUGCCACCACGCUUGAAGGUAGAGCAGGCUCAUCGACCGAUAGCGGAGCUGCUGCUUCUAUUUCUGAUACCGGCAGUGUGGACGAAACUCAUAACGUCCCCGGCUCGAGCGGCUCCGUCACCGUCCCAAAGAGAAGCCCCAUCACCGCCGUCGCAACCGACCAGGCCAGCACCGAUCGCUUGUGCGAGGCUAUCGCUGAUCGUGUCGAGGUGCGCUCGGAAGGGAGGGGCGGGAAGAUUGCGCUAAGAACGACACGGCGGCGUGGAGCGGGAGAAGCGAAGGCCGGCAGCGGCAGCGGCGGUAGCAAGCAGGUGGGGGCGGGUAGCAGGGGCGGAGCGGGGCACGGGCAUGAGGAGGAGGAGGAGGAGGAGGGGGGCAGGGAGGAGGAGGAGGAGGAGGAAGAAGUGGAAAAGGAUGAGGAUGAGGACAGGGACGCGGGGCGCGCUUCUAACGAAGGGUUGUACGGAGGGCGGCUAGAGACGUUGGGAGGGACGGUUGGAAGUGAGAUUGGUGGACACGACUCUCGGGGACAGGAGAAGGGACAGGUAAUCCGGUACAAAAUGUGA
Ectocarpus sp. CCAP 1310/34 is the source of this 1380-nucleotide messenger RNA. The record is from the annotation of a GenBank genome assembly. Lineage: Eukaryota; Phaeophyceae; Ectocarpales; Ectocarpaceae.